CCCUUCUCUCUUUGGACGUGGCUGUCAUAAACACUACAUGUGAAGAGUGCUGGAAGGGAGCAUCGGUUCCUGAAGUGCUGGAGAGGGAAAGCACCAGCCAGCAUCACGUGGUCAAACUUCCAUCAUCUUCCAAAGAUGCUGAAGUAGCCUUUGCUGCCACCAUCUUCCAGGUUGCCAUAGCGCCUCAGGACAUGGGCUGCGGGAAGUCAAAGCAGACUUUCUCACAUGCUCAAACUGAGAAGGAACAUGAGAGUGAAGAAAGCUUUACACCGAAAAAGCACUUUCUCCCCAGGAUGCCUUCUCCAGUUGAAGUGAAGAGGCCCUCAGAGGCCAGCUGUGUAGUCUUAGAUUAUGCACACCGCCUGUCACAGGAAAUCGUGCAAGAUGCCUUGAAGCAGUGGGCAUGCAACAAUAGCAAGUACCAUGACAUCCCGUACAUUGAGAGUGACAGUGAUGCCGUAGGAUGACACUUUCCUGACUGUAGAUCUAGUCGGUGCUAGCUUAAAUACAUGAAACAAGCAAAAACUGGUGUGAAUAUGUACAAAUAAUUCCAUCUAGAUGUAAAAACAUGUCUAUGAUCAUGUCACUAAUAUAGGAAUACUUAAGAUAAAAUGUGUUUUCAGCAGUUCUACAUUAACAGCAAUUUCUGCUUGGUCUUGGAUUGUAGUCAUUUGAAGGGCUGAACGGAGGUCAUGUGACACCCUGGAAUCAGCUAUAUGUCACAACACUUUCUUCCUGAGGCAGUAAUGGCAUCACAAAGAAAAUGCUGAAUAAUACAGAAAAAGUAUUCGAUAAAAUCCAGUUUAAAAAAAAGAAAAUGCUGAAUAAUAAAAACUUCCCCAAGUUCCAAA
Messenger RNA from Carlito syrichta (Philippine tarsier), 851 nucleotides. RefSeq names its product chromosome unknown C2orf88 homolog (gene AKAP19). Lineage: Eukaryota; Metazoa; Chordata; Mammalia; Primates; Tarsiidae. Gene Ontology annotation, molecular function: protein kinase A regulatory subunit binding. The record is from RefSeq and is a predicted model, not a curated record. Bases 192 to 467 code for a protein of 91 amino acids. The transcript has 2 exons.